UUCCUUCAAAACACCAACCCACCGUGAGAGUGACAAAAGAGGGGGAGAGAAGUAUACGUUGCACUUAACAGAGAGCAACAAUUUCACAAUCAUCUAUACAUACACGUGUCUGUAUGUAUACACGUUAAAAGUUUUUUUUGAAUUUCUUCGAAAAUUAUCAAUGGCGGCUUCAAGGAGCUAUUUCGCUGGAGCAAACUACCGAUUCCUGUCGAGCGAGCGAGACGUUCCGAUGAUGAGUCCUGACUCGGCGUUCGAAUUUGAUGAAUCGGACCUGUGGAACUCAGCGGUUUCGCAGUCGCCGGAGUUCCGUAAGUCCGUUCAUAGUUCAAAAUUCUCGAGAAAGCAGUACGAUACGAAGAGCCGCCGUAGCGGUUCCGUAGCAUCGGCGGCGGCGUCAUUGCCGGUGAACGUGCCGGACUGGUCGAAGAUACUGAAGGAUGAGUAUAGAGAGUAUGGAAGGAGAGAUAGCGAUGGUGAUGAUUUCAGCGAUGAAGACGGCGAUGAUUUGGAGAAUCGGAUUCCGCCGCACGAGUUUUUGGCGAAGCAGUUAGAGAGGACCAGAAUUGCAUCGUUCUCCGUGCACGAAGGAGUUGGCCGUACUCUUAAAGGUAGAGAUCUGAGUAGAGUCAGGAAUGCUAUUUGGGAGAAAACUGGAUUCCAGGAUUAAUUGAUCUAACAGUGAGGGAUUUUUCCCGAUUUUCUUCUAUAAUUUUACAAAUAUUGAACUUUUUUUUUUCACUUAAUGAAGACGAUUUAUACAUCUUCAAGAGCAUCACUGCAUUGUGAUUGUAAUGUUUUUUUCAAAAUUUUGAGAGAAAAUAAAGACAAAGAAAUUGAUUCGA
Nicotiana attenuata is the source of this 842-nucleotide messenger RNA. RefSeq lists its product as uncharacterized. Lineage: Eukaryota; Viridiplantae; Streptophyta; Magnoliopsida; Solanales; Solanaceae. The record is from RefSeq and is a predicted model, not a curated record. The transcript has a single exon. Bases 161 to 667 code for a protein of 168 amino acids.